Molecule: messenger RNA, 228 nt
Organism: Linum tenue
Lineage: Eukaryota; Viridiplantae; Streptophyta; Magnoliopsida; Malpighiales; Linaceae
Source: the annotation of a GenBank genome assembly
AUGGACGACGAGACGAUGGAGGUGGCGCUGGGGAGGAUCAGGGCUUUCGUGGCGAAGAACAAGGAGGCGAUGAAGCCGGCGAGGAAGCUCUGCGCGCAGAGCAGAUUGAAUUUGAGCUUCUCCGGAAGGAUUUACGACGAGUUUAUUAUGUCCCCGAGGUCGCCGAUCCCGCAGUCGCCAUUGGUUCGAGCCAGGACUUUAUUAAAAGAGGGGCUUGGGGAGGGGUGA